Messenger RNA from Oryza sativa Japonica Group (Japanese rice), 2328 nucleotides. Its product is annotated as vicilin-like seed storage protein At4g36700. Lineage: Eukaryota; Viridiplantae; Streptophyta; Magnoliopsida; Poales; Poaceae. The record is from RefSeq and is a predicted model, not a curated record.
CCAGCGCAGCGCACCCGGUCUCACGCGGCGCACCGUCACGAACCGCAUCGGUCCAGCGAGCUAUCACCCCUCUGUCUUCACCAGGCCACGUCGCGCCCAUGCACGGUGACACCACGCCACGCCACCCCCACGUCGCGCGCGCGCCUCCCAUCGCCUGCCUAUACAUUAUCGACCGCCGAGGCCUCUCCGCUUCGCCUCGCAUCGCACCCCACACCGCGGGACGAUCUAUCGGUCAGAAAAAGCGAGCAGAGCGGUGGGGGAGAAUGGCGGUGGCGGCGGCGACGGUUCGAUGGCUCGUCCUUCUCCUGGCCGUGUCGGCGGCGGCCACGGCGUCGCGCGAGAAGUGGUGGCAUGGCGCCGGCGGCGAGGCGAGUGGUGGCGGCCACCUCGUGCAGAAGGAGUGGCGGAGGGUGGUCGCCGCGAGCGACGCUGGCCUGGUGACGGCCGUGGAUGUCGCCGACGCGGCCGGCACCGCGUACCGGCUGCACUUCAUCACGAUGAGCCCCGGGACGCUGUUCCUCCCCGUGCAGCUGCACGCCGACAUGGUGUUCUACGUGCACAGCGGGAGGGGCAAGGUGACUUACAUAGAAGAAGGGGACAGUGAAUCAAGUUCGCUUCAGGUGGAGAGGGGGGACGUCUACAACUUCGAUCAGGGUACCAUCCUCUACAUUCAGAGUAACGCAUGCGGCACGAGAGAGCGCCUUCAAAUUUACGCCAUCUUCACCAGCGACAGCAUCAACGCUGAUGACCCAAGGCAUCCGACAUCAGAAGUUUAUUCCUUUGUCAGUGACCUGUUGAAAGGAUUUGAAGUAGAAGUCCUUCGACCGGGCUUCGGGGUUCCACGCGAAGUUGUGGAAUCCAUCAAAUCGACCAAAACCCCGCCGGCGAUCAUACCGUAUAAUCCAGAGGAGGAGGACGAGGACGACUCGUCAAAUUGGACGGAGGAAAUCACCGACGCGCUGUGGGGAGUGCGAGAUCCUCACUUCCUGAACAAGAAGAAGAAGGACAAACAAAAGGACAAGCACAAGGGCAAGGACAAGAAGUCCAAGAGCAAGGCCUUCAACUUCUACUCCGGCAAGCCGGACGUCGAGAACUGCUACGGAUGGAGCAGAUCGAUGACCAACCGAGACCUCGAGACCUUGCGGGGAUCCAACAUUGGCAUGUUCAUGGUGAACCUGACCACGGGCGCCAUGAUGGGACCUCACUGGAACCCGAGAGCGACCGAGAUCGCCGUUGUGACCCAGGGCGCGGGGAUGGUGCAGAUAGUCUGUCCCAGCAUCCCGUCCGGCGAGAGCAAGAAGCAUCACCACGAUGAGGAGGGCGGCCGUGGCGAUCACGGCCACGGCGGCGGCGGCGUCCGGUGCAAGAACUCGUUGUUCAGGGUGAAGGAAGGCGACGUGCUCGUGGUGCCGCGGUUCCACCCCAUGGCGCAGAUAUCCUUCAACAACGACUCGUUCGUGUUCGUCGGGUUCAGCACCGACAUGGGCCACAACCACCCGCAGUUCCUCGCCGGGAGGCACUCCGUCCUGCAGGUGAUCGGCAAGGAGAUUCUGGCGCGGUCGCUCGGCCAGGACAACUCCACCAACGUCGGGAGGCUGCUGUCGUCGCAGCGCGAGUCGACGAUAAUGGCGUGCACCUCCUGCGCGGAGGAGCUGGAGAGGAAGGCGGAGGAGGAGGAAGAGGGUGGUGGAGGGAAGGGGGAGAAAGAGCGGGAGGAGGAAGAGAGGAGGCAGCGGGAGAAAGAGGAGGAAGAAAGGAGGAGACAAGAAGAGGAGAGGAAGAGGAGGGAAGAAGAAGAGAAGGAAAGGAGAGAGCGGGAGGAGGAGGAAAGGAGGCAGAGGGAGAAGGAAGAGAAGAAGAGGAGGGAGGAAGAAGAGCAGAGGAGAGAAGAGGAAGAAGAAGAGCGGAGGAGAGAGGAAGAGGAGGAGGAGCAAGAGGAUGGAAGAGGAGAUGAGCCAAAACCGAGGAGGGAAGAGGAGGAAGGAGACUGGGGAGAGCGGCAGAUUCGUUUGCCCAGGAGCUUGAAAAAACGCUUCAUCGGAAUCAAGGGCAGGCUCUCCAGUGGCUAAGCAAGUGAGCAGAGAGGGACAUUUGGAGGUGAACGCGUCCAGCUACAGUAGUUUCUGCGUAAAUAAUGCUGGUCUUGCUCGUGUAGAGGCCGGCCUGCAUACUACGUGCGUACUUUCGUUUCUUCCACUGUGUCGUGAUGUAGCUGAGUUAAAUAAGCUGUUGAUGUGUAUAAUCGUAGCCUCCUCCCUUCCAAGAACCCGCCUGUAAACGGUUAAGUAAGCUGUUAAUGUGUAUAAACGUAGCUUUCCUCUCAUGUUA